Messenger RNA from Leptopilina boulardi, 590 nucleotides. RefSeq lists its product as uncharacterized. The record is from RefSeq and is a predicted model, not a curated record. The coding region runs from base 160 to 432 and encodes 90 amino acids. NCBI's taxonomy places the organism in Eukaryota, Metazoa, Arthropoda, Insecta, Hymenoptera, Figitidae. The transcript has 2 exons.
AAUUGUUAGAAAAAAAAAAUUCCAAAGUUACUAAAAAUAUAUGACAAUAAUUUUGAAAUAAUUUUUGAAUAAAUGUGAAAGACAUUGUGGAGUGUAAAAUAAAUUUUAAGUGAAAAAAAAGUGUUUCAAUAAAAAUUGGAAUUGAAGAAUUUUAUAAACAUGACGCUAAAAUAUGCAAUAAUUGUUGGAAGUCUUGUAAUUAUUUUGAGUAUUUGCCAUGUGGAAUGUAAAAAGGCAAAACUUGUAUCACUGGAAAGUAAAGAAACAUCAACAGCAAAUUUUUUUCGACUCUUAAUAAUGAGAUUAAUUUUUGGAAUUGCCGUACAAAUGGGAUGGGGCGAAAGUUUAGCAUCUUUUAUGAAUGGAGCAUUCGUACCACCUGGAACAGACUACGAUGAUUAUGAUGAUGAUUUUCUUCCUGAUAUAUUUUAAAAGAAGAAGAAAAAAAAAAUUAAUUCUCCAAAAAUAAAAAACAAUAAAUUAUUUAAAAUUUGCAAUGAAAAAACAAGAAAAUAAGUUUUGAAAAAAAUGCCAUUUUAAUUUUAAUCAAAUUUCAAUGACUGAGGAGCAAUUUUUUUUUCUUUGAAAUA